AAGGGAAGGAGGGGAGGCUGACAACCACUGUAACUAGGUGUGCUGGGCACAACAAGCAGCCUCCAGCAGUCCUAGGCCAAGCCAGUCUGACCUGCAAGGAGUGAAACAAAAGCCACCGUUGCUGGUGUGAUGAUAGGCAUCAGCAGCAGUCUCAGGCUGGUCCCAUAGUGCGGGGUCAGACGGCCCCAAGAAGGGGCCCAAAAUCAUGGCGCUUUGGGGCCUCCCAAGUGACUUCUGAUCAGGACCACCAGAGAGAGGUUGUAGCACCAGCUUUUCUAUUUUUUAUUAAGGGGCAGGCAACCCCUUCCACCCCCACUCACCCUCCUCCGGCAAUAAACACAGCUGCGGUAUUUUGGAUGGGAAAGCAGCGAGGUGAAGACAAGAGGAAAAGCCAAAAGCAUGUCUCACACCACUUAUAAUAAGAUGUGGGCAGAAGCCCAAGAAGCCCUCAACGGUCUGCUCCAGAGGGAGACAGAAGAUAAGUCCCUAAAGCCACAGAAGGAUCGCAUAACAGUGUUCCAGACUUUAGCCACCUUCUACAUCAAAUAUGUGCAAAUUUUCUGUAACUUGGAGACUGUCUACGACCAGAUCGUUCACCCACAAAAACGGUUAGUGAUUCGGCAAGUGCUGGAGGGAGUGAUGGGCCGUAUCCUGGAGCUGAAGAAUGAAAUGGUGGAGCUGGAGAACUCAGAGUUUCAUUACUUUGAUGAUAUCCUGCAAGAUCUUAAGCUGUCCCCUGAACACAUAGAAAUACCUAUCCCAAGGUAUUUUAUUAAGGAGAAGCUGAAGGUGCUGAGAGAGAGGGAGAAAAUUCUUGCUCAGAUUUUAAUUAAUUCUGGAUUGCAAGACAUCAAACCGAAGAAAUACAUAAAGCCCUUGCCUCUCGAAGAAGUCAUUAGAGUAAUCCAGAUUUCGGAGAGGGCUCGUCAGGGUCGCCUAAGGGCUACAUUCAUGAAGCAAAUCUACCUGGAAGAAAAGAGAGAAAGACAAGCCAGACUUCAGGGAGUAAAAGGUCCGAAUUUGGAUGCUGCUGCACUUCGUAUUCAAAAGGUUUGGCGUGGAUUUACCCAGUGGAAGAAAACAGUGAAAAUGAGAGAAGAGGAAAUGAUAUUUCUGGGGAUGAACCCACCUCCUCAGUUCCAGAGAAUAAGUGCUUCAGUAGCACGUGCCCAGAAUGUGGAAACCAAGAGGUGUGAGGUCCAAGGGAGGCAUGAGACUGAAUACGAGAAAGCUCUGGUAUCCAUCAAGACCCAUCUGAGAGAAAUGGAAGGUCCUGACAUCAAGGAAAGUCUUCAGGAUCAGAUCCGCCAGUGGUUCAUUGAGUGCCGGCAUAUUACAGGCAAGUUUCCUGACUACCCUAAUGAAGAGGAGGGAGGUUCAACUGCGAUUUUUUCUCAAAAAACCCCAGACCAGGUUGCUGCCGAGCUGGCUGCUAAAGAAGAAGAAGCAGCUGUAAAGAAACAAACCAAAGAAAAGGGGAAAAAAGAAAAAGGGAAAAAGAAGAAGAAGAAGAAGAAAGGGAAAGGGAAAGAGAAAAAAGGAAAGAUGGACACUGAAGAAGAAGAGGGCUGGAAAAUGGCUCCUAGUAAUUUCCUCCCUAUAAUGGAGGAAGGAAACAACCAAUACAAAGACGUUUGGCAGAACAGAGAUGAGCGAUGGAAUUUCCCCCAGGAGUAUGACCCAGAAUUGAUCAAAGAGAAGAAGCGGAAAGAAGUGGAGGAGGAGAUCAGAGUGCAGGUUGAUGAGCUGAUGCGACAGGAACUGAAGAAUCUGAAACUGGCAGUGGACAGAGAGAAGGAGAAAAAACCGAAAAAGGGGAAAAAAGGUGGAAAGAAGAAAAAGAAAAAAGGGAAGAAAAGUGGGAAGAAGAAAAAGGAGAAAGAUUUGACUCCCGACAGGACCAUUGAUUCUCUGUACGAGGAAUUAGUAGAAGGAGGAUUACUAAUAAAGCCCAAGACAGUGAAACUCUCUGAUUAUGUUGGCGAGUACAGCUAUCUGGGGACUACGCUUCGUCAGGUAGAUAUAGAGCCAAUGCCCUCUCUCACAGAUGUCAGACAGCUAAUAGCACUGUAUGGAAUAUUGCCAUUAGGUUCUCAAGCAGUACAUGAGAAGGCUCCUUUGGUGAAAGCCCUGUUGCUAGCUGGGCCCACAGGAGUAGGAAAGAAAAUGCUGGUGCAUGCCCUCUGCACAGAAACAGGAGCCAAUCUCUUCAACUUGUCUGCCUCUAACAUUGCUGGGAAAUACCCAGGCAAGAGUGGUCUGCAAAUGAUGCUCCACAUGGUGUUCAAGGUGGCUAAGCAGCUACAGCCUUCAGUCAUCUGGAUUGGAGACGCAGAAAAAACAUUCUACAAAAAAGUGCCAAAGUCUGAAAAAGAGAUGGAACCUAAACGUCUGAAAAAGAAUCUCCCCAAAAUCCUGAAGAGUUUGAAAGCAGAGGACAGAGUCCUGGUUGUGGGGACUACCCAACGUCCCUUUGAUGCCGACCUCCGACCUUUCUGCAGAGUUUACAAAAAAAUCCUCCUGAUUCCCAGGCCAGACUAUGCUUCAAGAUUUGUCUUAUGGAAACACAUCAUCCUACAGAAUGGAGGGGCUGUCACCAAAUCAUUGAACAUAAGUUGCCUAGCAAAGGUUUCCGAUGGUUUCACCCAGGGACACAUCGUUUAUGCAGUGCAAACUGUCCUCAGUGAACGACGCCUCAGGCAGAUGACUAACAAGCCACUGACAGCUGCUGAGUUCCUGAGUUCCCUGGCCAGGCAGGACCCAGUGUACAAAGAGGAGGAAGAAACGUAUAAGGUUUGGUUUGCCAAGACACCUCUGGGGAAAGCACGUGCCAGAGCACUGAUGGAAGGUGAGGAAGUAGGAAAAGGAAAAGGAAAGGAUAAAGGGAAAAAGAAGGGAGGAAAGAAAGGGAAAAAGAAGAAAAAGUAAUUUGUUUCCUUGAGGAGAUCUCAUCUGGGAAUACAUCACAAGAAGCGUAUUGAUCCAUUUCUCUGAAGAGGGAUGAGGACAUUAGAGACAACAUACACAAAAAUCUGUGGCCAGCUCCGGAGGACGGCUAUAUUUCUAAGUGUGUUCCAUGGAAAAAAAAAAGUUGCAAAUAGGAUGAGACACCAGUGUGACAUUUAACUCCCACAAGAUUAAGAGCUAAUGACCACUGACUUUCUCAAGCAUCAUUUAUUCUAAAGAGUUUUUUAAGAAUUACUUAGGACUAUAUCAGACCAUCAAGUUUUUAGGCAAAACUCCUUAUUGAGUUCAAUGAGGAAUUUUGCUUAAAAACUGAUGUCGUGUUAAGAGCCUUUAAUUAUUUAUUUUUAUGUUAUUAACCUAGAUGCUUUGUAAAACUAACUGCUUUCCAUACCUGUAUGUCUAGUGUAUUCUAAUUCCCAAUAAAACUGUUAUAAAGGCU
This is a messenger RNA of Chrysemys picta bellii (western painted turtle), 3406 nucleotides long. RefSeq names its product IQ motif containing with AAA domain 1 (gene DRC11). Gene Ontology annotation, molecular function: ATP binding; ATP hydrolysis activity; protein binding. The record is from RefSeq and is a predicted model, not a curated record. Lineage: Eukaryota; Metazoa; Chordata; Testudines; Emydidae.